Molecule: messenger RNA, 1725 nt
Organism: Triticum aestivum (bread wheat)
Lineage: Eukaryota; Viridiplantae; Streptophyta; Magnoliopsida; Poales; Poaceae
Product: adenylosuccinate synthetase 2, chloroplastic
Exons: 4
Coding region: 16-1437 (473 amino acids)
Biological process (GO): 'de novo' AMP biosynthetic process; IMP metabolic process
Cellular component (GO): cytoplasm
Molecular function (GO): adenylosuccinate synthase activity; GTP binding
Source: RefSeq, a predicted model, not a curated record
CCUCGAUCGAUCGCAAUGGACCCCGCCCCCUGCCUCUUCCCCGCCGCAGGGCAGCGGCCGCCAGCGCCACCGUGCUUAGGCCGCGUGGUGCUGCCGUCUGCUUCCGCCGCGGAGGAGUCCUCUGCGGCCGCGGCCGCGCGCCGGCGGCUCGAGUCGCUUGGCCAGGUGGUGGGGGUGCUUGGCACGCAGUGGGGGGACGAGGGGAAAGGCAAGCUUGUCGACAUCCUCGCGCGGCGCUUCGACGUCGUCGCACGCUGCCAGGGUGGAGCUAAUGCUGGACAUACCGUAUAUAAUUCCGAGGGGAAGAAGUUUUCACUACAUCUUGUUCCAUCUGGGAUCCUAAAUGAGAACACACAAUGUGUGAUUGGUAAUGGAACAGUAGUUCACCUUCCUGGGCUCUUUAAAGAAAUUGAUGAAUUAGAGUCUAAUGGAGUUUCCUGCGAAGGAAGAAUUCUGGUAUCAGAUCGUGCCCAUCUUUUGUUUGAUUUUCAUCAAGUUCUUGAUGGACUUAGGGAGGCGGAGCUCGGAAAUUCCUUUAUAGGAACAACAAAGAGGGGAAUUGGGCCAUGUUAUUCAAACAAAUUUAUCAGGAAUGGACUCAGAGUUUCUGAUCUCCGACACAUGGACACCUUUUGUGCCAAACUUAAUACCCUAAUGAAAGAUGCAGCUAUGCGCUUCAAAGGAUUUGAAUACAGUAGCAAGACCCUCAAAGAGGAGGUUGAUAAGUACAAAAGGUUUGCUGAACGUCUGGGACCUUACAUAACUGAUACCGUGCAUUUCAUGAAUGAGUCAAUCUUGCAGAAGGAGAAAAUAUUGGUUGAAGGUGGUCAAGCCACUAUGUUAGACAUUGACUUUGGUACAUAUCCAUUUGUUACUUCCUCAAGUCCUUCAUCUGGAGGAAUAUGUACUGGCCUUGGUAUUGCUCCAGGAAGCAUCCAUGAUCUCAUUGGAGUGGUAAAAGCUUAUACAACCAGGGUUGGAUCUGGUCCAUUCCCAACAGAGUUGUUGGGCAAGACCGGUGAUUUACUCCGUGCAUCUGGAAUGGAAUUCGGGACUACGACAGGUCGGCCCAGGCGUUGUGGCUGGCUCGAUAUAGUUGCGCUCAAAUACUGCUGCCAAAUCAAUGGUUUUUCAUCUCUAAACCUGACGAAACUUGACGUACUGAGCGGAUUGAAGGAAAUUAAACUGGGCAUUUCCUAUUGUACCAAAGAUGGCAAAACGAUCGAAUCGUUCCCAGCGGACCUCGAUCUUUUGGAGCAAAUAAAGGUCAAGUACGAGGCCAUGCCUGGGUGGGAGGAGGACAUUUCCUUGAUACAAGACUAUAAUGAUCUCCCAAAAACCGCUCGUCUAUAUGUGGAGAGGAUAGAGGAGUUGGUUAAUAUUCCAGUCCAUUACAUCGGUGUUGGACCGGGGCGUGAUGCUCUGAUAUACAAAUAGGGCAUGAAACAUGUUAUCUAUUUAAAUAAGAUCCUCAUUUAGGAUCCCAAUGUGCUCUUUACUCUACUUGUUUGUAAGGUACUAUCUCAGUACCUAAUAUAAGACGUUUUUACAGUCCAUUUGAACUGCAAAAACGUCUUCUUUAUAUUUUGGUACGGAGGGAGAACUAUUUUAAAAGGAGUGAUAGUAUUACUUGUGUUGGUCCAUGGGACCAGUCUAGAGCCCGGGAGUAGGGAUGGCUAUGGGAAUUUCUUUGCGUACAAUGUUUCACGGCCGACCUAUGCACAA